Arabidopsis thaliana (thale cress) is the source of this 963-nucleotide messenger RNA. RefSeq lists its product as uncharacterized. The record is from RefSeq and is marked reviewed. The coding region runs from base 181 to 528 and encodes 115 amino acids. The transcript has a single exon. Lineage: Eukaryota; Viridiplantae; Streptophyta; Magnoliopsida; Brassicales; Brassicaceae.
GUAAAUGUCUUAUCUUUUUCACCCACCAGAUUAUUAUUAUCAAUCCCAAGCAACAACCACUUUAUUUCACAUCACCUUAUAAAUACCAACUUUCUUCAUAGUCUCAACAAAUACACUACACUACUCAACUUAUAACCUUUCUACACUUUCAAGAAACCAAACAGAAGCUGAGUUAGAGAAAUGACUUCGAAAACAUGCCUCGUCUUCUUCUUCUCUUCUCUAAUCUUAACAAACUUCGCCUUAGCGCAAGACCGAGCUCCUCACGGGUUGGCUUAUGAGACCCCAGUGGCAUUUUCACCUUCUGCAUUUGACUUCUUUCACACACAACCAGAAAACCCGGAUCCCACUUUCAACCCUUGCUCGGAAUCCGGCUGCUCACCUCUUCCCGUUGCUGCAAAGGUCCAAGGAGCUUCUGCGAAAGCACAGGAAAGCGAUAUAGUAUCAAUUUCAACUGGUACAAGAAGCGGAAUAGAAGAACAUGGUGUGGUUGGAAUCAUCUUUGGACUUGCGUUUGCGGUGAUGAUGUGAACCAUUAUAGAUCAUUUUAGCAAGACUUUGAGUUUGAAUGUGUGCAUUUUUCUUCACUUUUUUCUUGAAGCAGAGUAUUCAAGUGAUCAAGUCUUUAUCGCCAAGGCUGUGUUUGAAGGGUUAAGUUUGAGUCCCAAACUAUAUAAAACUUUUGGAGAUCCAAUUUAGUUAAAGUGUGUAAUAUAGAGUCUAUGUAGUAGAUUGAAUCUAUAGAAAGAAGGUUUGGUUAGAAAUCUUGAGAAUAAGAGUUUGGUUGACAGUUUGGAAUUAUAGUAUGUCUUUAGACAUUCUAAAUUACCAUUAAAAUCUAGAUAAACUUUAAAUUGAAAAGCCCCUUUUUCUGUAAAACUCGUUAAGUCCAUAUUAUAAACUUUAAAUUGAAAAAGCCCUUUUUUGUUCUUUUAUCAAAUGCAUGCUUGAUCUGUUAAGAAAUCG